Molecule: messenger RNA, 3190 nt
Organism: Motacilla alba alba
Lineage: Eukaryota; Metazoa; Chordata; Aves; Passeriformes; Motacillidae
Gene: FDXR
Product: ferredoxin reductase
Exons: 12
Coding region: 384-1856 (490 amino acids)
Biological process (GO): ubiquinone biosynthetic process
Cellular component (GO): mitochondrion
Source: RefSeq, a predicted model, not a curated record
CGGCUUCGACAGCGGAACCCGGCGCGGGGGGCGCGUGUGCGGGGGGAGCGGGACGAGCGGGGAGCUGGGAGCCGGGAGCCGGGGCAGCGGGCCCGAGGGGCUGCGGGAGCCGCGCCCCGCAGGCCCCGCUCCACCCCUGGGGCUGCGGGAGCCGCGCCCCGCAGGCCCCGCUCCACCCCUGGGGCUGUGAGAGCCGCGGGGCCUCCAGCACCCCGGUGCGCGGGUUCGGGGGUCUCGGUUCUGGGGCUGCGGAACAGUUGACUCCCCCGGCCCCGGCCCCGGCCCGGCCCAAAGCGCCAGGGCCGCCGUCCCUGAGCUCGAGGCGUUCCCGCCUCCCCGGGUGCGGUACAUAACCCCCGGCUCCCCUGUGCUCCGCUGCGGCCAUGGCCGGCGCGGGGGGCCGAGCCCCGCUGGGUCUGCGGCGGUGGCUCUCCUCGGCUGCCCCGGCGCCUCGGGUCUGCGUGGUGGGCAGCGGCCCCGCCGGCUUCUAUACGGCUCAGCACAUCCUCAAGCACCACGGUGGGGCCCUGGUGGACAUCUACGAGAAGCUGCCUGUACCCUUCGGGCUCGUCCGUUUUGGAGUGGCCCCAGACCACCCCGAGGUGAAGAACGUGAUCAACACCUUCACGCAGACGGCGCGCUCGGAGCGCUGCACCUACUACGGGAACGUCACCGUGGGAAGGGACGUGACAGUGCCGGAGCUGCAGCAGGCGUACCAUGCUGUGGUGCUGAGUUAUGGUGCUGAAGACAGCCGGGUCCUGGGGAUCCCAGGGGAGAACCUCCCUGGUGUUUACUCAGCCCGAGCAUUCGUGGGCUGGUACAACGGGCUGCCCGAGAACCAGGAUCUAAAGCCUGACCUGACCUGUGAGACAGCGCUGAUUCUGGGUCAUGGCAAUGUGGCAUUGGACAUUGCCCGCAUCUUGCUGUCCCCACUGCAGCUCCUCAGGAAGACAGACAUCACUGACAGCUCCCUGGCAGCUCUUGCCUGCAGCAAGGUGAAGCGUGUCUGGCUGGUUGGGAGGAGGGGACCUCUCCAAGUCGCUUUCACCAUCAAGGAGCUGCGGGAGAUGAUAAAUGUGCCUGGUGCCAGAGCUGUCCUGGACCCUGCCGACUUCGUAGGCCUCGAAAGUGCUGUCAAAGGUGAGGGAAGUGUGCCAUGCUUCUCCAGGCUUGGACUCACCUUGGCAGAUGCUCCCAGGCCCAGGAAGCGACUGACUGAGCUGAUGAUCAAAACAGCCCUGGAGAAGCCAGUGGAGAUGCAGGCGGCAGCAGCCCCCCGGGAGUGGGGGCUGAAGUUCCAGCGCAGCCCCCAGGAAGUGCUGCCCAGUGCUGACGGGAGGAGGGCGAGGGGCAUCCGCAUGGCCCUGACCCGCCUGGAGGGCUCAGGUGACUCUGCCAAGGCCAUUCCCACUGGAGAUGUGGAGGAGCUGGAGUGUGGGCUGGUGCUUAGCAGCAUUGGCUACCGGAGCCUGCCGCUGGACCCGGCUGUGCCCUUUGACAGCCAACGCGGGGUCAUCCCCAACAGCUCGGGCAGAGUGGAGGGUGUCCCAGGUCUGUACUGCAGCGGGUGGGUGAAGAGAGGACCUACAGGUGUGAUCAUCACCACCAUGAACGACAGCUUUGACACUGCCCAGUCUCUGCUGGAGGAUCUCCAGGGGGGUGUGCUGGAUAUAUCCCCUUCCAGAGAAGGCUUUGGGCUUGUGGAGAGCAUCCUGCACAGCCGAGGGGUCCGUCCUGUUUCCUUCUCGGACUGGGAGAAGAUUGAUGCUGCUGAAGUAGCAAGAGGCAAAGCUGCUGGCAAACCCAGGGAGAAGAUCGUGGAUCCUGCGGAGAUGCUGCGGAUCAUUGGUCACUAAGGCAGCAGUGGUGGGACCGUGGCGCUGCUCCAGUGGGGCAACAUUAGUGGGUCAUGAGCAGAGCCUGGGAGCGCAGGGCUUCUGUCUGGGGCUGGUGGGGUGGGUCACACGCCCUCUGGAGGGUUCUGAACUCUGGGUUGAACUCUGGGUUCCCAAAGUCUCAAGACCUGAGGCUGUUUGCUGGUCCCACAUCCCUGCAGCCAGCUACUAUUCUUGGGGGUGAUUCUUGUCUGUCUUUGAAGCAUUAAUGAAUCAUGCAGUGCAGGUGAAGGAAGGUGUGUGUGCACCUGGGGGACUCCUGGCCAGCCACUCUCUCACAGCAAAUCACAGAAGUUUCCCUGUGUCUUGCUGCCUUCCCUUUAAGCCACAAGCCAAAUGGGUUUGUUGCCUUGUCAUUCAUGCCAUAGCAGGCAUAUUUUAAUAAUGAUUUUUUUUUUUAAUAAACCCUUCCAGGGAAGCCAAAAUAGACCUACAACUUGAGACUGAGUUCUUUUGUCUGCCACUGCCUUAACCUCAGAGCAGCCCCCAAAGUGCUGCAGCUCCUGCAAAGUCCCAAGGCAAGGCAGCUCUGGGUGUUCUCCACUUGUGAGCUCUACACAAGUAGAAAAGGGCAUGAAUUUGCCUUCUACUUCCCACAGUUAAUUUGCCUUCUGCUUCCCACUGUCUGUCUUAUGGGGUGGAUUGGGAUAACAAGCAUGUAAUUGCCUUGUUCAGGAUCAUGAGGGAUCCUGUGUCCACUGGUACCUGCCAGUGCUGACUGGUGCAAGCGGUGCCUUGAGCUCUUUCUCUCUUUUCACUGGUGGGGUUAUUUUUUUUUUGGUCUGUGUGUUUUGAAGCUUAUUAAAUGCUUCUCUUAGCCCAGAUUGCCUACGGUGACGGUGUCAGGUUUUAAGCCAGAUUACAAGCCGUGAGCUGUAAUCUCCUUUUAUCCGUGGCGCAGGGGCAGCGUCAGCGGGGCCCCUUCCCUGGCUGUCCCCAACCCCCCCCGUGCUCCCUGCCAGAGCACUGCAGGAUUGCAGCCCCUCCUCCUUGGCCUGUGGAAAUGGUGACAGUGGCAGUGGCUCUGUGAUGGAGGCAGAGGGAAAAUCGAGCUAGGGCAACCUCCACCUCAGCCCAGCCCUCUCACGGCACAGGGCUUGCCCACAGGGCAUUGUUCUCUCACCUCAUCUCUGUCUCGACUCAAGGAAGGGAGAUCUCUGAUUUGUCCCUGUUUUUCCCUUUUUCUCUCCCAUACUUUUCUAUUUAAAUCUCAUUUGAAAGCUCAUUAAGAAACUCAGGAAAUGUGAUAAUGGGAACUCGUACUCAAACGAGCAAUAAAGCUUUUGUGGAACAGC